This is a messenger RNA of Helicoverpa zea (corn earworm), 530 nucleotides long. RefSeq names its product splicing factor 3B subunit 5 (gene Sf3b5). Gene Ontology annotation, biological process: mRNA splicing, via spliceosome. NCBI's taxonomy places the organism in Eukaryota, Metazoa, Arthropoda, Insecta, Lepidoptera, Noctuidae. Gene Ontology annotation, cellular component: U2 snRNP; precatalytic spliceosome. The record is from RefSeq and is a predicted model, not a curated record. Bases 159 to 416 code for a protein of 85 amino acids. The transcript has 2 exons.
UUGCCGUCACCGUUGUUGUGCUCGCUCGGUUUGUUCGUCGGUUUUCAAUUGUCAAUGUCAAGUUAGCAAGCUGCGGAAUUCAUUAUAGUGGCACUAAACAAUAAACAAAAAUAAACUGUAUUCUGUAUCUAUCUUGCAAGUUUAAUAAAACCAGCGAAAUGGGUGAGCGAUACAAUAUUCAUAGUCAGCUUGAGCAUCUUCAGAGCAAAUACAUCGGUACAGGACACGCAGACACUACUAAAUACGAGUGGUUAACGAACCAGCACAGAGAUUCAUGCUGCAGUUACAUGGGUCACCCAGAUUUGUUGAGUUACUUUGCUAUCGUCGAAAACGAGUCAAAAGCUAGAGUUAAGUUCAAUCUAAUGGAGAGGAUGCUUCAACCUUGCGGUCCUCCCCCAGAAAAGCCUGAGGAUUAACAAUAUUUACGUUUUUAUUUGUAAGUUUUGUCUCUUGUAAGUGGUAUAAAAUAAUUACUUUUGUGUGAUACUGAUUUGAUUCCAUAAGUUCUCAAUAAAGUUAAAUACUCUAAA